This is a messenger RNA of Babesia microti strain RI, 1119 nucleotides long. Its product is annotated as conserved Plasmodium protein, unknown function. Lineage: Eukaryota; Apicomplexa; Aconoidasida; Piroplasmida; Babesiidae. The transcript is spliced from 3 exons. The record is from RefSeq and is a predicted model, not a curated record. Bases 1 to 1119 code for a protein of 372 amino acids.
AUGUUCACCCGUGCCCAAGUAAGGUCUCCAGAAUUUAUCCGUUUUUUCUCAACAGGUGCCCAUACUAGCCAACUUAAAAUUAAGUUGAACGAAACUUUGAAUAUCAAAAUCACAAUUUCAUCUCUUACUCCAUACGAAAAUGCCAAAGUACUUAGUGUUAACGGAAAAAAUCAGGUAAAUGAUUGGGAGAAUGACACAAAGCGUAUCAAUUUGGAUAUAAAGGCAAAUAGAUAUGAUUUUAUUGGCCUAGGAAUUGGACCACUAGAUCUUAAAUUGAUAGAAGAUAUAUCUAGAGUUGAUUCUAGUAAUCGCACCAAAACAUCAAAGAACAGAAUGGCUGUUGCUACCUUUGGUCACUUUUUACCAAUUAUAGAACAAAUAAAUUCGUUGCAGCUUAGUUUUGGCGACAUUGGCAGGAAUAAGAUUUGUGAAAUGUGCAGCUUUGGGGAGGCCACAAGGGAAUCCCCUAGGGAGCUUUUUUAUUUUUUUCAUCACAUUGCAAUAACUCGUAACAGAGAUCGAAGUAUUAAAAAUUGGAGUGCUGCUAUUAAGGAUACUAUGCCAACUUUCUACUCUGCAAUAGUAACUGGCAACGCAAAUUACAUAGCAUACAACAUACACAAAUUGUUAAAAUAUCGCAGUUUCCCUAAUGUUAACAAUUGUGGCGCUGUUUACAAUAUCCUUCUGAUUGUUGAGCAACCAAGCUUCUACACUGUUAGCGAGAUAUUGGAGAAUAACCUACAGCAGUGGCUGGAUAAUAACGUAGUUUUUGAUGAAGAAAUAAAAAAACUUACUCGAACCAGGGCUGCAGGCUGGUAUUUUUUUUUCGCAUAUGGAGUAAUAGCACCCAUAAUCGUGGCAUCACUCACAUCCGCUUAUAUUCUAGUGACUACUGUUAGGAAUUACAAAAAGGAUGGUAUAGUCUCCAUUAGUGGCAGGAUAGAUCAAAUUAAUCACUCCGAAAAAAUUGAUCAAGAUGCCCUUGUGAUAAAUGCAGAGUAUCUAAGGGACACUAGGUGCAAGGCCUUUAGCAGGAAGGAGAGAAGGGAGAGAGAAGUGAUCUGGGACUACCCUUAUAAGAGUUUGUUCAAGCAGUCAAGAUCGCUAGAACGCGACUAG